AGAGAGAGAGAUGAAACCGUCAAAUCCUCGUCGUUCACCUUUAAAAUACAUCACCGCAGUGCUCGCGUAUACACUGGCGCGCGCAUCGGAAGGGCUCGCUGCACCACUGCACCUGUUCUCGAGGUUGCAAAUCACAGGAAGUCGCUGUGCAAAAACGGCAUAUUCGUCGAGCUAGGUUUAGCAUUAAAGACGUCAGUUCGACAAGAAUUACGCGAGGGGAAAGAGAGACUAGACAGCUGUCAGACAUCGCUUUGUUGUUGGAAUUCAGUGGAGGAUGCAGCCGUGGUCUCUAAGGGCACAGAGCUUGUGGUUGGCCAUGAACGUAGAGUCACGACGAGGUGUACCUGACUCAGAAUAAACCAGACUGGGAGUCAAUAGGAGGUCCAACUUUAAUCCAAGCUGGGGUUUGGCCUAUAACAUUAAUGAUACUGUUGUGUAUUAGAAUUUAAGAUGGUUAAUGAGAGACUGAAAUCCUAUCUGGAGCCUGCGCGGCUGUUAUUUUAUUCCAAGGAAGAAGGUUGCGCUCAGCCCUUCUGAAUAUUUUAGUGAAUGAGGAACCUAUUGAACGGAGUUCUGCUGGCAGUGCUGGAGAAUUUAGGUGUUCAUGGCUAGAACAGAAACAUUUGUGUCCGUCACUUAAGUUCCUCAAAAACUCCUGACUUAUUCACACAGAUGCAGUAAUUUGGUGGGGAGAAGUAAGAAAAAGGGGCAAGGGGAUCUGAAAAGUAAGAGCUUCCCACAACUUCAAAUCAUCAGGGCAUCAUGCAGUCAGACGAUCUCUUCAUCCGCAAGUUCCGCAGGCAGAGUCCACGCCCGCCCCUAGCGAGAGUGAGCUUUGACCCCAAGCAGGAUGGUGGUAGUGUGCGGACACGAGUCGUGGCCGAAUGGCCCCCCAGGAGAGAGCCAGAGGGAACAAACUGUGACAGCGUCACACCCAACGCAGCUACACUGAAUCUAAGGACAGUUGGUCGUGGACACAUAAUGCAGCGCAGCAACAGUGAUGUCACCCUUGGCGAUUUGGAUUCAACGGGACAGGUCGGGAGGAAGUUGCUCCGGGCAGGGGGGGACAAAACUCUAACUGCGGGGCAGGGGGAGUACCUCCACCGAGAAUACGGCAGCCUCUCCUCGCUGGAGCGACAGACACAGUGCGUAGAUCCUGGUGCCGAAGAACAAGGCGCUCUCAGUCCCAAUGCCUUGCGCUUCAGAGAUCCGUUUCUUCUUUUGGGGCUGCAAGAGGCACCUCCCGAGGUGGACGGCUUUUAUAAAGCAAUCUGUCCUCCAGCAGUAGACACUUCAAAACCAGUCAAGCCCCCGAAACCAGAGGGGCUCGGUAAAAAGGCCAAACCGUCCCCUCCGCAGGCCACUCAGUUUCCCUGUGAACAAGUCCCAGGCGGUGCUUGGGUGCGCAAUUUUGCACACUAUGACGUACAGAGUAUCCUCUUCGACCUGACGGAGGCUGCCACUAAUCGGGACAGCAUUGGGCGCAAGAAGAACAUCACAUCUGGUGCGUCAGCUGCCUCUCAACUCCGUCCGCUCUCUCAAUCCACACCUUCCUCAGUUUCUCAGGGUGGAGGGAGUGGCACGGGAAGUGGGAUUAGUUCGGAAGAUGUAGAGCAGUCUUUGCUGGACGAAGGAGAUGGGAAUGAUAAUGAUCUCCUGCUCAGCUGUCCUCACUUUCGGAAUGAGAUGGGUGGCGAGGAGAGCGUGGGGCUUGGCCUGCACAGCAGGUGCAGGUGGAGGAGCCUUCAAAGCCCCAAUGAUGCUGUUUCAGUAUUAGAGGAGCCCAGGGAGAGCCACGUCCAGCCCCAGGGGAAAAGUAACUACUUCAUAGAGCAUGCAGACCUUGGGGCUCGUUACUAUCACAAGUACUUUUACAUGAAAGACCAUCAGAAUUUCUUUGGCAUCGACGAGCGUUUGGGGCCAGUGGCUGUCAGUUUUCGCAGGGAGGAAAAAGAGGGAUCAAGUGGGGCCCAGUACAACUACAGAAUCAUUUUCAGGACCACUGAACUGAAGACCCUGAGAGGUUCAAUCCUGGAGGAGUCUGUUCCCUCCGCAGCACGUCACACCACGCCACGCGGCCUUUCACCCAAGAGACUGCUGGAGUUUAUUUUGCCUGAUCUUAACCUACAUUGCCUCAGACUGGCCUCCACUUCACCUAAAGUCAGAGACACACUCCUUAAACUGGAUGAGCAGGGGUUGAAUUUCCAGCGUAAGGUGGGGGUUAUGUACUGCAGAGCAGGACAGAGUACUGAAGAGGACAUGUAUAACAAUGAGAGUGCUGGCCCAGUGUUUGACGAGUUUCUGGACCUUCUUGGAGACAGAGUGCGACUCAAGGCCUGGGAGAAAUACAGAGCUCAACUAGACACCAAAACUGACUCCACGGGAACACACUCACUGUAUACUCGCUACCAGGAUUACGAGAUCAUGUUCCAUGUCUCCACCAUGCUUCCAUACACAUCCAACAAUACACAACAGUUACUGAGGAAGAGGCACAUAGGGAAUGAUAUUAUCACAAUAGUCUUCCAAGAGCCAGGUGCUUUACCCUUCACCCCCAAAGCCAUCCGUUCUCACUUUCAGCAUGUGUUCAUCAUUGUCCAAGUACACGAGCCCUGCACCGACAACACCUAUUACAGAGUUGCUGUAACUCGUUCCAAGGACAUCCCGCUCUUUGGUCCUCUCUUCCCUAAAGGUGCACGCUUCCCCCGUUCUCCUGCCUUCCGUGACUUUCUCCUUGCCAAAGCCAUUAAUGCAGAGAACGCAGCUGAGAAAGCGGAAAAAUUUCGUUCCAUGGCCACACGCACACGGCAAGAGUACCUGAAAGACCUAGCGGAAAACUACGUCACCACCACACCCAUUGAUUCUUCCACCAAAUUCCCGUUGCUUUCACUGGGCGGGAAGCGCAAAGAGAAGUUUAAGGGAGCUAAAGGCGCAGAGCUUCAUAGCGCAGGCGCUUUAGUGUGGGCCGUCACCGUCGUUCAGGGCGGGGAGGGCAACGGUCUUAGCCUGUCCUGCCUGCUCGGCGUGUCAGCGGAGUCAGUCGUGCUCAUAGAGCGAUCCACUAGAACAGUCGUGUUCAAUUGCAGCUGCCGUGAUGUCAUCGGCUGGAAGGCCGUGACUGAGACUGGAGCUCAGGGUGGCCUUUGCCUGGAUAUCUUCUACGAGAGAGGCGAGGCAGUGACCAUGACGAUGUUGGACAGCCAAGUUGAGGAUAUUAAGGAGGUUGUCCAGAGGCUGGAGCUGGUAACACGAGGCUGUGAGGCGCGUGAGAUCACACCCCUGCGGGACGGAGUAGGUCAGCCUGGCUUCCUGAUGAGCGAGGAAGGCUUUGUAACUGAGCUGCAGCGGUUUGGAUAUGCAGAGAGCGGUGGGCUGCAGUUGGGGGCUCGUGUUGUUCGUCUCUGUGGUCAGGUCCUGGUGCACCUCAGCCAGGAAGAGAGGAGCCGACUCCUCCGCACGGCACAGAAGAUCCACAUCACAGUCAUUCCUCCAGACGAGAACGGGAAACCACGCAGGAGUUUCUCUGAGCUUUACCAGAAAGCCAUCCAGGACGCAGAAAGCAAAUCCGGAGAAGGACGAUCGGGCGAAGCCUGGGUUCUGGACGACGAUGAAGAUGAUGGUGAUGAUGAUGAAGGGGAGGAAGAAGAGAUGAAAGAGAAUGAAAAUAAGAUGGACGACAGUGAAACUCCAAAGCAGGAACUACUUGGAGAGCAGAUGGUAUUUCCCGAGCCCAUGGAUACAGAUUCGCUCCUCUCCCCACCCAGCUUGCCCCUCUUGCGGGCAACUUCCCUGCAGGACAGCAUGAAGAGUCAGACCCCAGAAAUCACCCCUGUCUCUCUCACACGAAGCUACUCAUUAGAAGGACACCCUCCAUGCCAGGACAUCCUUGAAGGACAUGUGUAUGAUAAUGUGGGGCUGAAAGGAAACAGGCACAUCUAUGAAAACCCUGGAGAGCUUAGGGAUGAGACCCCUGACCUCAUACUGGCAGUCAAACCUAAAGUGCCUCCAGAGCUAGUGGAAGAGUUUGGGCCUGAUCAGGGGACUGAGGAGCUGCCAUCGGUCAGUGAUGUGACCAUGAGAUCUGCCUGCAUGGAAAGUGCAGAAAGAAACUCUAGAGCUCUGAGCCUCCAUAACUCCAUCACUAAGAUUCUCUCAGAGACAACAGAUUCAUCUGAGGAAGAGUGGCAGUCGAUUGCUGAUCUGGCCAGCGCCUGUCGGAACAUUCUGGAAGCUUUGUCUCAAGAAGAUCGGAAGUCGGGAGAUGGAACUCAAGAGACUAUGACCCAGCCAGGUCAGACGGAAACCAAGUUUAAAGACUUCAAGGACAGUGACUCGCCUGGUCACCUCGAGGAGAAAGUGUCCCAGUUAGAGGCCAUGCUGAAGCGACUGCAGGACGACCUCCAAAAGGAGAAGGAGGACAAGGCAACGCUGCAAGCAGAGGUGCAAAGUCUCAGGCAGAACAACCAGCGGUUGCAGGAAGAGUCCCAGAGUACCGUGGCGCGACUCAUUAAGGUCACUGAACUGCUCUGCAAUGUCAACAAACCCUGCUAGCAUUGAAGGCCAAAACAUGGCAGCAAGCAAGAUCAACAGACUGAUCUAAAGGCCAAUGCAAAACUAGCAAACAACGCCCUAAAAACUUCUCUUAAGUGACAAGAACAUUGACAAGCCUUUCUAGAAAAGUGCACGAAAACAAACUGGUCGGCUAAAGUACAUUCUUCCUCAAAAUACACUUAAUAUAAAUAACAAGUCAUCCAAAUCUCUGUUUCACCCUAAACAGUUUUCAGGGCUAGAUUCACAUAUAGUCCCAUCACUGUGAAAGCUUGUUAACAAUGAUAGCCUUCGGUGCAAGAACCAGUCUCAUAGGAAACACUUAAUCAUUACUGUUUUGGAAGCAUGCCCUUAACAUCGGCUAAUGUUGUUUACAAGCAGUUCAAAACCAUCUGACUGAUCCAAAAGUAAUUAUUUGCAACCCUCAGACCUGACGAAGACAUUUAGUGACAUUAACUGUUCAAACUCAUAUUAUACUUUUAAGUAUUUCAUUCCCUACAUAGUGAACCGUGUCCAGAUACCUAGCAAUACAUUCCCCUUACCUGUGUUGAAAUGGCUUCAGGAGUUCCGGACCAUGUACUUCAGUGUAUAUACAGUUUCUUACUAGAAGAAAAUUAUUAAAAUAUCAGUGUGACUGUAACCCUCUAUUAACCAUCACAGUGUCAGAAAUAGGUAGAACCCGAUCUAACCUUUUCUGUUGGCAAUGGGGUAAAAGGCUGGCUUCUCACUUAUCUCUGGAGUGAAUAUGCGAACACCAAGAGCGAUACAAACUGAUGGUGAAAAUCAGAAAAUACGUGCAUUUUUGUAAGCACAUUUUUUGUUUAGGACUACCCUUGUGAAAAAGAAGUGCGCUUAAUUGUAUUGAAUGUGCACUUGAAGUGUACUUCAAUACUUAAAAAGUAUAUUUUUAAAA
Messenger RNA from Rhinichthys klamathensis goyatoka, 5458 nucleotides. Its product is annotated as signal-induced proliferation-associated 1-like protein 2. The coding region runs from base 763 to 4548 and encodes 1261 amino acids. The transcript has 16 exons. The record is from RefSeq and is a predicted model, not a curated record. Gene Ontology annotation, biological process: regulation of small GTPase mediated signal transduction; establishment of epithelial cell polarity; activation of GTPase activity. Gene Ontology annotation, molecular function: GTPase activator activity; protein binding. NCBI's taxonomy places the organism in Eukaryota, Metazoa, Chordata, Actinopteri, Cypriniformes, Leuciscidae. Gene Ontology annotation, cellular component: Golgi apparatus; cytoplasm; plasma membrane.